AUGGCCGCCGAAGACAGCGCCACAGAGGUCGGCUCAAUUGGCUCGCGCCACAAGGCCACCGUCGACACCACCCCUGCGCCGGCCUCACUCUACGACGUCUCCGAGAAGAAGCCCGCCGCCGAUGAGGCCGUCACCGAGCAGACGACCGGCGAAAAGGAUGCCGCGCCGACAGCGACCCCCGACGAGGACGACGGUGUCGAGUACCCGGUCGCCUGGAAACUGGGUCUCAUCACCAUUGCCCUCUGCCUGUCCGUCUUUUGCGUCGCACUGGACAACACCAUCAUCGCCACCGCCAUCCCCCGCAUCACCGACGAGUUCAAGGGCUCCGUCCAGGACAUUGGCUGGUACGGCGCCGCCUACCUGCUCACCACCUGCGCUGUGCAGCUCAUCUUCGGCAAGCUCUACACUUUUUACUCGGUCAAAUGGGUGUACCUCGGCGCCAUCCUGCUCUUUGAAGUCGGUUCCCUCGUGUGCGGCGCGACCCCGACCUCCGUCGGCCUCAUCAUCGGCCGCGCCAUCGCCGGCCUCGGCUCCGCAGGCAUCUUCUCCGGCGCGCUGCUCAUCGUCAGCCGCUCCGUGCCGCUGCGCCAGCGGCCCGUCUACAUGGGCCUCAUCGGCGCCGUCUACGGCCUAGCCUCCGUCGCCGGCCCGCUCAUGGGCGGCGCCUUCACCGACAAGGUCACCUGGCGCUGGUGCUUCUACAUCAACCUCCCCUUUGGCGCCGUCACCGUCUUCUUCAUCAUUCUCUUCCUGCACCUGCCCGACGCCAAGACGCAGCUGAAAAACACCACCUGGAAGCAGCAGCUCAUCUCCUUUGACCUCGAGGGCACCUUCUGCUUCAUCCCGGGCAUCGUCGCCCUGCUUCUUGCCCUGCAGUGGGGCGGCUCCAAGUACCCUUGGGCCAACGGCCGCAUCAUCGGCCUGUUUGUCGUCUUUGCCGUCCUCAUCGCCGCUUUCGUCGCCAUCCAGAUCUGGAAGGGCGACCAGGCGACCGUGCCCCCGCGCAUCUUCAUGAACCGCACCGUCUGGGCAUGCUCGACCUUUGUCAUUUGCCUCGGCGCCGCCUUCUUCAUCAUGGUGUACUACCUGCCCAUCUGGUUCCAGUCUAUCCAGGGCAGCUCCGCCGUCAACUCGGGCAUCAAGAGUCUGCCGCUGAUUCUAGGGCUCGUCAUCCUGUCCAUGAUUUCCGGCGGCUUCGUCAGCGCGCUCGGCUACUACACGCCCUUUAUGAUCGCGUCGGCUGUGCUCAUGGCCGUCGGCGCCGGGCUGCUCUCGACGCUGCAGAUUGACUCGGGCCGCAACGCGUGGAUCGGUUACCAGUGCAUCUUUGGCUUCGGCGUCGGCCUCGGCAUGCAGCAGCCCAUGGUGGCCAUGCAGGCCUCGCUCGAGGCCGCCGAGAUCGCCGUCGGCACCGCCAUCAUCAUCUUCUCCCAGACCCUCGGUGGCGCCCUCUUCAUCUGCGUCGCCCAAAACGUCUUCCAGAAUAAGCUCAAGGAAAUCAUCGAGGCCGCCGGCAUCCCCGGCCUGACCCUCGAGGCCGUCAACUACGUCGGCGCCACUGGCGUCCGCACGCAUUUCCAGGGCGAGGCCCUCACCGUCGUCCUGGCCGCCUACAACACGGCCAUUACCAACUGCUUUUACGUCGCCGUCGCACUCGCCACGCUGUCCAUUGUUGGCGCCGUAUUUACGCCCUGGAACUCGGUCAAGGGCAAGAAGAUUGAGAUGGCUGCCGCGUGA
This is a messenger RNA of Cordyceps militaris CM01, 1737 nucleotides long. Its product is annotated as MFS transporter. Gene Ontology annotation, biological process: transmembrane transport. Bases 1 to 1737 code for a protein of 578 amino acids. The transcript is spliced from 2 exons. Lineage: Eukaryota; Fungi; Ascomycota; Sordariomycetes; Hypocreales; Cordycipitaceae. The record is from RefSeq and is a predicted model, not a curated record. Gene Ontology annotation, molecular function: transmembrane transporter activity.